This is a messenger RNA of Pangasianodon hypophthalmus (striped catfish), 1683 nucleotides long. RefSeq lists its product as uncharacterized. NCBI's taxonomy places the organism in Eukaryota, Metazoa, Chordata, Actinopteri, Siluriformes, Pangasiidae. The transcript is spliced from 6 exons. Bases 174 to 1373 code for a protein of 399 amino acids. The record is from RefSeq and is a predicted model, not a curated record.
GUGACGUCAGAAGCGAAAGUGAAAGUGAGAGGCAGAUCACGAGCGCGAGAGAGCAAAGCGGAAUAAUGUCAGGAUUGUGAAGUUUACACGGAACAGUGGAGUUCUUAUCUCCUGGUUUACUCCACUUGUCUCCACCUGUGCAGUGCUGAUGGUGGUGCUGUGUCUCCUCCACCAUGCAGUCCUGCAGCAUUCAUCACUGUGUCCUGUUCUUCCUCACCCUCACAUUCACCACUGUCCCUGCACUGGCCUUCACUUCUGUAACAGUGAAGCUUCAUCAGUCUGCUACGCUCCCAUGCAAUUCCAGAUGUUCUGGUUUUGUGAAAUGGACCAUGUUCCAUAAUCCAGACUAUAUUCUGGCUCAGUGUGAUCAGACAGCAUGCAGGUCAGAGAAGGGAUAUGAAGUGUCUCAUGAUCAGUACCUGCAGGGGAAGCCACAUCUCACCAUCACUGCAGUAGAUUACAGUAAGCGGGCCUUAUACACGUGUCAGUGUGACGGUGUAGAGGUCUGUGAUGUGCGUCUCGUCAUUGAUACUUUGACGUCGUCAGUUCAGUUAAACCCUGGUGAAGCUCUGGUGAUGGAUUUGCCCGUACCAGAGCCAGUGGAGGUGAUUUAUAAGCCCAUAGAUUCAGCUGGUUUAUACGGUGAACAGAUCUGUACAGUGACUCAACGCUCACUACAGUGUAAAACUGAGUACACACGCAGAGCAUCACUCAGUUACCCAAACAUCACACUGAGAGACGUGAACAUGUCUGAUAGUGGAAGUUACACCAUCCGGGACAGGAAGAAUGAUGAAGUCAUUCAUAUAUACACACUCAUUGUGAAAGUAGUCCAGCCAGAAUCAGAAGGAAAGCUGGUGAGUCACUGGGUGCAUGGAGUGAUAGUGGGGAUACUGCUGCUGAUCCUAAUGAUUGUGGGAGCAGGGUUUGUGCUGAAGAAUUGGCAUGUAAAGCGUCUGAAGAAGGAAAAAGCAGACCUGGAGGAAACUAUUAAACUAAACGAAUCAGUGACAGAGGGGGAUAAUCACCGGCAGAGAGCGAACAGUGAUGCAGAAGCGGCACAGUUAAUAAAGCAGAUGCUAAAGGUGGACACGCUCAUACAGCAGUACAAAACUGAAUCAGUGAGAACAUCUCAGAGCUGGACGAGUCUGAACGACAUUCCAGUGGUGGAAUUGUUGAAGAGGAAAAAGGCAGAAUUGGAUGAGAUUUUACAGGGCAGGGAGAUCUUGGAGCAGGACACAAUCGGCCAGUGGUGGAGUUUGAAAAGGCCAGAACUGGACGCAAUCAUAGAGCACUGGAAAAAGUACGACGCAGAACCGGACCAGAUCAUCCAGGUGGAACAAUGUUCUAGCGCACAAGAACUUUGCAAUCAAUAGGAACAGUAUGAUCAGUAUCAACAGAAUGAUCAGGGAAGCCUAUUUCAGGUUUGAUCUAACUGCACUAGUAUAUUUUUGCCAUGAAAUCCAGGGAGACAGAUGCAAGUGCAGUGUGUCUUUAAUAGUUAAACAACUAAUAAACAAACAAGACAGGAAAAGACUAGAACAAAUAAAGGACUAAACUAAGGCAAGUCAAGGUAUACUCAACAUGAAAACAAAAGCUGCUCAUGGUGCAAAUACAACACCAUAACAGUAACAAUACAGAAUAAUGUUUGGCCUCUAAGGAGCAAAAAAAAAAACACAACAUAAA